Messenger RNA from Topomyia yanbarensis, 969 nucleotides. RefSeq lists its product as uncharacterized. The record is from RefSeq and is a predicted model, not a curated record. The transcript has a single exon. NCBI's taxonomy places the organism in Eukaryota, Metazoa, Arthropoda, Insecta, Diptera, Culicidae. The coding region runs from base 1 to 969 and encodes 322 amino acids.
AUGCUCAAAGCUGACCCCAUAGUAUCUGCACAACUGUUGCAUCAAUUAUUCUACAAUAUCUGGGACGCCGUGACUCUUCCGGCCAACUGGAUGCAAGGCGUCCUAGUGAAGGUACCCAAAAAGGGUGACCUGACUGUAUGCGAUGAUUGGCGAGGCAUCAUGUUACUGUCUAUCGUUCGUCAAAGUUCUCUGCAAAGUGAUCUUGAACCGGAGAAGAUUGACGCAAAUCUCCGACGGCAGCAGGCCGGAUUCCGUACCGGACGAUCCUGUGCGGACCAUAUUGUCACGCUCCGUAUCAUCCUGAAGCAAGUCAAUGAACUCCAACAUCCCCUCUACUUAGUGUUCAUCGACUAUGAAAAAGCUUUCGACCGUCUCAAAUCACGAAAAUAUGUGGGGAGCCCUGACCUAAUUGAAGCACAGUACGAGGCAUUUUCGUGCAGAAUAUUGCACGAUGGUGUCUUGUCUGACCCCAUCCGGGUCGUGGCUGGAGUUAGGCAAGGAUGUAUUCUAUCACAGCUACUGUUCCUCGCCGUGAUCGAUGAGGUCCUGAUAGGAGCGAUUGACCGUGAACCAAAUCGUGGGUUACUGUGGCAACCUAUUACUAUGGAUCAUCUGAAUGACUUCGAAUUGGCUGAUGGCGUUGCUCUCCUAGCACAACGGCGCUCUGAAAUGCAGAGUAAGCUUGAUGAUCGUGCCAAUCCCUCAUCAGCGGCAGGUCUCAAAAUCAACGUCAACAAGACCAAAUCGUUGGAUAUAAACACGGCCAACGCUUCCAGCUUUACGGUAGCUGGGCAAGCAGUGGAGAAUGUCGAAAGCUUCCAAUAUCUUGGUAGUCAAAUGUGCACCAAGAUCGACAUAGGAGCACGGAUCAAGAAGGCGAGGGCUGCCUUCUGUGAGUUUAAGAAAUAUGUGGAAAAAACAAUCAGAUUAAUCGACGCGCCAAAACCCGAAUAUUCAACUCAAACGUGA